AUGACGGGGCGCAACAAGGAGAAGCGUUAUGAGUGCGAUGUGUGCGGCAAGGCCUGGCGGUACCCGAGCAAGCUGGAGACCCACCGGCGGGUGCACGCGAGCAGGAAGCUCUACGACUGCCCCACCUGCGGCAAGAGCUUCACCUGGUUGUCGAGGCUGAGGGUGCACCAGCGGGUGCACAGCAGCGAGCGGCCCUUCGCCUGCUCCGACUGCGGCAAGGGCUUCAAGUCCUCGCCGGAACUGAAGUUGCACCGGCGGCGGGUGCACGCCGGUGACAGUCCCUCCCCCAGGCCCUUCGGCUGCUCCGAUUGCGGCAAGGAAUUCACGAAGGAGCAGGACCUGAAGAUCCACCGGCGGGUGCACACGGGCGCGAGGCCCCAUGUCUGCUCCACAUGCGGCAAGAGCUUUGCCUGGCUUUCGAAGUUGCGGCAGCACCAGCGGGUGCACAGCAGCGAGCGGCCCUUCGCCUGCCCCGACUGCGGCAAUGGCUUCAAGUCGUCGCCGCAACUGAAAGUGCACAGGCGGGCAGCUGGCAAAGGUGAAGCCCGUUCGUGA
Messenger RNA from Amblyraja radiata (thorny skate), 555 nucleotides. Its product is annotated as zinc finger protein 239-like. The coding region runs from base 1 to 555 and encodes 184 amino acids. Lineage: Eukaryota; Metazoa; Chordata; Chondrichthyes; Rajiformes; Rajidae. The transcript has 3 exons. The record is from RefSeq and is a predicted model, not a curated record.